AUGCGCCUUGUUGACCUCACUCUCCCACUGUACGAUGGAAUGCCGGUCUACGACGGCGACCCGCCAGUGCGCGUCACGAAGGUGUGCACCCGGGAGAAAGACGGAUGGGAGGUGCGGGAGCUGCGGAUGAGCACCCACAGCGGCACACACGUUGAUGCGCCUGUUCACAUGCACGAAGGCGGCCGUAAUCUGGACGAGGUCCCGCUGACGCAGUUUUGCGGGCCCGCAGUGGUUGUGAGGAUAGCCGCCGCAUCGUUUCCACAGAACAAGGGGCUGCUCUUCUACGAAGCCGUGCCGGCCGACUGUGUACCGCGCAUCGUGGCCGCCAACGCCUUAUUUGUUGGUGGCCCCCUUGAGGAAGAGGCGGAGCGGCUGCUGCUGAGUCGGGGCAUCAUCACCUACACGGAGCUUGUGAACGUUGAGGAACUCAUUGGUGAGUCCUUCACGUUUUACGGACUUCCGCUUCGUAUUCGGGGCGGCGACGGCUCGCCGGUGCGCGCGGUCGCAGUCAUCGACGACAAGUAG
Messenger RNA from Leishmania braziliensis MHOM/BR/75/M2904, 525 nucleotides. RefSeq lists its product as hypothetical. The record is from RefSeq and is a predicted model, not a curated record. Lineage: Eukaryota; Euglenozoa; Kinetoplastea; Trypanosomatida; Trypanosomatidae. The coding region runs from base 1 to 525 and encodes 174 amino acids. Gene Ontology annotation, molecular function: arylformamidase activity. The transcript has a single exon.